Selaginella moellendorffii is the source of this 918-nucleotide messenger RNA. RefSeq lists its product as uncharacterized. The coding region runs from base 1 to 783 and encodes 260 amino acids. The transcript has 3 exons. The record is from RefSeq and is a predicted model, not a curated record. Lineage: Eukaryota; Viridiplantae; Streptophyta; Lycopodiopsida; Selaginellales; Selaginellaceae.
AUGGCGCGAACAGAGCAGGAGCGCAGUGGAUGCGUCACAGGUUUGUGGUCUCUCUUUCGACCAAAAAAGGCGCACAAGGGCGACAACAAGGUCCACCCGGAAGCCAUGGACGCGGCGGCCUCGAAGCUGAAGGUCCAAGAUCGUGUCUGUGAGGCCGUCUCGGGAGAAGCCAUGGACGCCGCCGCCUUGAAGUUGAAGGAACUCAGGCACGAGAGGGGAAAAACCGAGAAGAAGAUCCGCAGCUUGGAAGAGGAAAAGCGCGAGGAAACAGAAGAGGAGAAGCACGAGGAAAAGUCUUGGAGUGUUAGCGCGCUCCGGAUUCUGAUCAGACUCAACGAGCAGCUUUACGAGGAGCUCAACGGCAAAUCCAGCGACCGAGAGAGGAUCAAGCGAGCGCGGAAGAUGAUGAGGCUCCAGAAAAUGCUGGAUAGGAUCCCGAGUGAGAGGAAACCGUGGAAGAAGCUUCAGUCCGGCGAGGUGGUCUUCGUGAAGGAGGCAAAAGAACUAUAUGAUCGUGCGGGGAGAGAUUUUGUUGCCGAAUUCAAGAGGAGACAGAGAGCUGAAGUGAACGAUGAGUGUUUGUUUUGUCGGAACCAUGAUGGCGAGAAGAUGAUCGGCCGGGCUGGAGCGAACUCUAAGACGACUAGACCCUGGGUUUACCUGAGAAGAGAACACGAGCAAACUGUUCUAAGCACGUCGAAGAAACGAGAAAUGAAGUUGGCUCCGAGCUCGAGAAGUUGGCUGCAAGGAUUGGUCAACUGGAGGCCAGUGCUCGGACUCUAGCAUCGGAGAAGCCAACUCUCAAGAGUCAAAUCCAGAAGUUGGAUCUCCAAGCAAGUUGAGCAGCACAGGAGGAGGCCACUAAAGCUAUAGACCAGUUAAGUCGAGAGAAGAUCGACCUUCUCGAGGACUCGACUC